This is a messenger RNA of Cokeromyces recurvatus, 1041 nucleotides long. RefSeq lists its product as uncharacterized. Gene Ontology annotation, molecular function: enzyme inhibitor activity; phosphatase regulator activity; protein binding. Gene Ontology annotation, cellular component: cytoplasm. The coding region runs from base 1 to 1041 and encodes 346 amino acids. The transcript is spliced from 2 exons. The record is from RefSeq and is a predicted model, not a curated record. Lineage: Eukaryota; Fungi; Mucoromycota; Mucoromycetes; Mucorales; Mucoraceae.
AUGGAAUUACGUGCUGUAUCUUCAUGUAUGAAACAACAGCUUACGAAAACUAUUCAAUUGUUAAUCGAUACGAAUCAAUACAAGGAGUUUUGUCAAUUAUCCUUUGAUCCUCAGUUAAUUCAUACUCUUUUCACUAGUCGUUAUUCAUUAAGUUUAUCUUUCCCUAAUAAACUAAUAGUCAAGUUUGGUCAUCAGCUUGAUGAUCUUAAUGCAUUGGAACUAGCACUCUUACAGAACCCAGAUGGACAAAUAGGUUGCCAUAUCUUUCAAAUCCUCACUCCUCAUCCUCAACUGAAAUCCUUUCUUGAGCAUCGGUUCCAUCGGGGGAUUUAUUCUGUUCUUGAUAUUGCCACCUUUUGGGGUCAUUCUGAACUCAUCAGGGAUAUAAAGGCUAUCUUAUGUACGAAUCCACCGUCAUUUUUACUUAAAAAGGCCAAUGAAGUAGCUAUGUUCUUGAAUAAUUCACACAGGGAUGAUGAUGAUGAUGGUUAUUAUUCAUCCUUAACAACCCACCAGCUGAUCAAUAACAACACAUCACCAAGUUAUCGCAGUUUGUCCUCCUUUUCUUCAACUUCGUCUGGCCUAUCACUUCCUCAUCUCCGUACCUGGACCCCAUCACAACAAAAGAAGGUUCAUUUUGAACCCUCUGUAGUCAUCUUGGAUGCUUGUUCUCGUGGCGAUAAAGAGGAAUUAAUGAUGACCAGCACUUCGAAAUUGAUAGAUUUAGAUACAAUCAGAGAUGGUCAGAACAACAGGUCUCUAUUACAUAUCGCCUUAUUGAAUGGACAUGAAGAUUUAGUCAAAUAUUUAAUAGUAGAUCGAAAAAUGGAUAUUAAUAGUCGAGAUAAUGAUGGCUGGACUUGCCUUCAUUAUGCAGCAGCGUUAGAAUUAUGGAAUUCUGUAAAAUUUCUAGUAUCAAAAACUGAAUGUGACGUUAAUGCAUUAACAAGGCAUGGAUUAAGAGUAGAAGAAUGUGCAACUUCAGAAAAGACUAAAAGGAAAAGUAAAUUGGUUAUUCAGAAAGUAUUACAACGACGAUAG